Molecule: messenger RNA, 380 nt
Organism: Malurus melanocephalus (red-backed fairy wren)
Lineage: Eukaryota; Metazoa; Chordata; Aves; Passeriformes; Maluridae
Gene: PEA15
Product: proliferation and apoptosis adaptor protein 15
Exons: 1
Coding region: 137-361 (74 amino acids)
Biological process (GO): regulation of apoptotic process
Molecular function (GO): protein binding
Source: RefSeq, a predicted model, not a curated record
UGUGUCCCCAGCCAUGGCCGAGUACCACAGCCUGCUGGACGAGCUGGCCCAGAACAGCCGUGUCGCUGUCCCAUGUCCCUGAUGUCCCCAUGUCCCUGAUACCCCCGCAUGUCCCCAUGUCACUGAUGUCACCCUGAUGUCCCCUGUGUCCCCUGUGUCCCCAGCCAUGGCCGAGUACCGCAGUCUGCUGGACGAGCUGGCCCAGAACAUCACGGCCGAGGACCUGGAGCAGCUCAAGUCCGCGUGCCGCGAGGACAUCCCGAGUGGCGAGGGGGACRCCAUCGCCACCGGCCACCACUGGUUCGCCUUCCUGGAGCGCCACAGCAAACUGGACCGAGGUGUGGCCCUGGGGACAUCCUGAGCCACUGCCACUGUCCCCU